AUGCGAUCCAGUAUCGCUUGCGCUCGAUGCCGGCGCAGUAAGAUCAAGUGCGUCAAUGCCGGUAUCGAUACCACCUGCCGCGCCUGCGAAUCCUCCGGUCGAGAUUGUGUCUACCCAACGCCCGCCAUCGGUGUCAGUGGGAAUAAACGAGAUUUGGCAGCCUUAGCUGAUGGGGACGAUCGGAAUGGGGACUGGGGUGAUGGACCAAAACGACCACGCCAACGCAAAAUCCCCGGCAUCACUGGUACAGUGCCGGGAUCUAAGACCGGUCUGGAUGUCUUGGAUGCCUCAAUAUUGACCGCUAAAGUCUGGGAAGCCGUCUUUGAUCUAUUCCAGUCCCAUUUCGCAACACAUCUACCCUUCCUACAUCCAGCAACCUUUCUAAGCCAGAUUCGACAACUCUCAACACCCGCUCCGCCAACCCCAGUACAACAGGCCGAUGGUCAGGAGGCCGUUCGAAAUUCAGCGUUCAAGUCGGAUCCAUCCUCGUCACUGAUUCCCUUAGGUGUGCUCGCGUUGACCGCUCGUUUCCACCCACCGCUUGUCGCUUUCCACUCUCCCGUUACGCCCGGCCACGUAGCAAACCCUCUCGCGGCCUCCGAAUUCUAUGCAAAUGCGCUACGUAGCCGGCUGGCUGGCCUUGAUGGCGCUAGCCUGGCUGUGCCUGACCUGGCCCGUGUACAGGCGUUACUGAUGUUGGCGCUUCAUGAGUGGGGGAUGUGUCGGGGUAAGAGCGCUUGGCUUUAUGUGGGUAUGGCAAUUCGGCUUGCUCAAGCGAUGGGUCUGCCUUUUGAGUUGGAGAAUGAGUUUCCCCCUAGGGAUUUCUCUCGCUUAUCGCCAGGGUUGAGGACGGAAGCAGAUCAUUUUGGUCUUUCACGUCGCGUAGAGCCGAGGGAACAGACAUCUGAUGAUAUCAUCGCCCAAGAGACAAAGCGUCGAACAUUCUGGGCCUGUUUCAUACUGGACCGCUGUCUCAGUAGUGGCAAGUAUCGCCCACGCAUGAUCGACGUGAAGGAUCUCGGAAUCCAGCUUCCGAGUGAUAAUGCCUUUGCAUUCGGCGAGCGUGUGCGAACAGCCCGACUGAACGAGCCAACAGUUCGUCGCCCGCAGAGUUUCAGUACCCAAGGCGUUCAGAUUCCGAGUAUUCGUCAGAGUCUAGGAUUCGGCGAUGAAAAGCUUCCCCCAUCAAAUGCGACUCCCGAUGGUAAGGCCUGGUCUCCAAUCUCACGUCGGAAGGAUUCAAGUGAGGAUGAGGUUGAUCGUUGGGAGGUUGGUGCGGAAGAAUCAGUGUUAAGUCGAGUGAUUCGAAUCAUCCGUAUCUGGGGAAGCAUUUCGAAGUGGUCUUGUGCUGGUGGCCGAAGGACAGAGCAACAUCCACCAUGGCACCCCGAAUCACGCUUUGCAACUCUCCACAUGCAGUUAAAUGAGUUUCAGGAUAGCCUUUCGCGAAACCUGCAGUACUCAGUUCGAAAUACGGAUACUCAUAUCAUGUACAAGACCACACUGGCCUCCUACACUGUUAUGCACGUUGUCUACUUCUUAUCUGUCAUUGUUUUGCACCGUGCUUAUAUCCCCUUCUUGCCUCUUCGUUGCAAUGAGCCCACUGGCCCCUUGGAUGAACCGUUGUUACCCUCGGAUAAGGUGAGCGGCCUACCGGAAGGAUUCUGGCGUGACAGUUCCCGUGAGCUCUUCAAGGCAGCACGACAGAUGAUCGACCUUGUAACGACCUGUCAAGCACGUGGAGCAUUGGUUGAGAAUCCUUUGGUCGGGUUUGCUAUCUACAAUGCUGCAUUUACUGGAGUCUAUGGAUCUCAUUUCCCACACAUGGAUCCCGAUGGUCUCUUAGCUGCCAGGCCCCCACCUGCUAGCCACGACAGCCAUCUACCUGGUGCCGUGCAGGUUCGAAAGGUCUUGGAUCUUCUCAAGGACAUGCGGCCACGUCUGAAGAUGGCUAUUGGGUGGUUCCGCACCUUGAACCGUCUCCAUAGUUACUUCUCCAGGGUCAGGCGGGAUUUCCGCCGGUAUUCCCGCAACCGUCUGGAUAGCAUGUCCGAUGCCUCCGAUCAUGCCGGACUGAACGGCGUGCGUCUAGUUCGAGAGGGUGGUCUCGGUGGGGGUUUCGAAGAGUUCAAGCUCCUUGAGAAGCUCUUCCUGGACUUCGGGUCCCUUGAAGAUCAGCUUCAAGAAUCGAUAGAAGAGGAUGGAGGUCUGAUUGCCAUGGGUGGGGAGUUGAUUCCAGAUAGAAUGGCCAAUCUCAGCGAUGCCGGCAGCAAUGCUGUUAAGAGUGAGAUGGGUGACGUGAGCGAGCAUCAAUCAGAUGGUGCUGGUGGACGUCGCGAGUCAUGGAUCCCCGUUAAUAGCCCUGGUAUGCCAUUACCUGGCCACGACGGAGACCGCCGCCCCAGUCUUCCUUUACCAAACACCAAUCGCCCGAUGCCAUCUCAAUCACCUUAUUCCCUACCAUCCCUCCAGCAACACCACCCAGACGGCCCUAUGUAUGCUACCUCGUCACCUCCGAAUCUGCCAUCCUUGGCUGCAACCACCCAGUCUCCGUCACAGUAUCUUGCCGCUACAAGCAACCGCCUCCAACCCAUCAACUCCUGGCUUCCUGCCCGUCCCUCAGCUCCACCUCCUCCAUACUCGCAAUCCCUGCCUCCAAUCAAUGCUCCCGCUCCACACGUCCCCGUCCUACCACCACCAGGAACUGUCACUCAGCUAGCGCCUUCACCUCCAUUGACCUCGACCGAAGGUCCCGAUACGAGCCUUCUAUCUACCAGUCUCGGCGGUGACGAUAUUAUGGCCUUCCUAGACGGAGGAGACUGGGGACAACUGUCCCUAAUCCAACCUUCCGAAGUCGGUAUCCCGACUGGAUGGCUAAGCGCUUUAUGGACUACCUUCAGCCGGUAG
Molecule: messenger RNA, 2907 nt
Organism: Penicillium malachiteum
Lineage: Eukaryota; Fungi; Ascomycota; Eurotiomycetes; Eurotiales; Aspergillaceae
Product: putative C6 transcription factor
Exons: 1
Coding region: 1-2907 (968 amino acids)
Biological process (GO): DNA-templated transcription; regulation of DNA-templated transcription
Cellular component (GO): nucleus
Molecular function (GO): zinc ion binding; DNA-binding transcription factor activity, RNA polymerase II-specific; DNA binding
Source: RefSeq, a predicted model, not a curated record